Mytilus californianus (California mussel) is the source of this 4580-nucleotide messenger RNA. RefSeq names its product eukaryotic translation initiation factor 2-alpha kinase 3-like. The record is from RefSeq and is a predicted model, not a curated record. The coding region runs from base 103 to 3234 and encodes 1043 amino acids. Gene Ontology annotation, biological process: protein phosphorylation. NCBI's taxonomy places the organism in Eukaryota, Metazoa, Mollusca, Bivalvia, Mytilida, Mytilidae. The transcript is spliced from 18 exons. Gene Ontology annotation, molecular function: ATP binding; protein binding; protein kinase activity.
CCACGUCGACUUAGCUGAUCUCAUUUCCGGUGUAAACACUUGGACUGUUUUCAACAGAUUAUCUUACGUCAGAUAUAAAUGCAUCAGAUUUUUGUAUUGUAAAUGGGAAGAAGACGAAGCAAACGAUGGAAUUCGUGUAUGAUUUGGUUUGCUACGUCGGUUGGAGCCCUGUUUUAUACGAUCAGUUGCAUCAAAGCCGCGGAUGAUAUUGACACUUUGAGAUCUGCAGAUUCUGGAACAUACUAUGACUUUCCAAGGGAACCCGAAAUUACUGGUCAAAGAUCAUCAUGUGUGGCAAAACCUCCAUCAGUACUAAAUAAAUUUCUGAUGGUAGUGAGUACUUUAGAUGGUAAAGUUUCAGCAUUAGAUGUACAGGAUAGUGGCAAGAUACUUUGGAGUGUUGAUGCUGAUACCAGACCAUUGUUGUCAUCCAGUAUCGGUAACUUAGAGAUAACAAGAAAUGGGAUGAAAACACGUCUUAUACCAUCUCUUGAUGGUGGUUUGUACCAGUUUGAUGGAGAGAGUAUCGAGGCUGUUCCCCUUUCUGCAGAAACAUUACUUAGCUCAUCGUUUAAGAUGACAGAAGAUAUAACUAUGAUUGGUGGCAAAGAUUUAUUGUCAUAUGGUUUAGACCCCCUUUCUGGUCAGUUGAAGUACACAUGCAGUGCUCAUGGCUGUCAUACAUUUGGUGAUUCCAUGGUAACGGAAGAGGAAGAUGUCCUUGUAGUUACUAGAAAUACACAAACUGUAAGAGCAGUUGAUUCUAGAGUAGGAAUGGAAAAAUGGAACUUCAGCGUAGGAUCACAUGAUCUGGAAUUUUUACCGGGGACCAACAUUAAACCAGUCAAACCUGUUGACACGGAUUAUGACGAUGAUGUUAAGAUUGUUACCUGUCCAGCUAAUGAGGAAGAAGAAAUUGAAGUUGAACCCCUACUUAAGAUAGUUGUUCCUGAGGGUCUUGUUGUUGGACUGAGUUCUGAUAACAUUGAAGUUAUCAGUUGGAAACAUAAGUUUACUAGCCCUGUAGCAAAUGCUUGGCUACUGAGGAAUGGUAUACUUAAACCAAUCAGUGUAUUUGACAAUCAACAUGUACCUGCAAUGUCUUCUUUUGAACCACCACAAAAUGCACCCUCUCCUGAGCCAUUGCUGUAUGUAGGUAAACAUCAAAACCAAUUAUAUGUACAGCCAUCAGUAGCUAUGAAGGAAAAAAUGGCUAAAGUUGUCCAUGGAGAUUAUCCUACUAGAAAUGUACCCAGGGUCACAUGGAAGCCUUAUCUAGCUUCAGCACCAUCUAGAACCCCUAUGAUGAAAAACAAAGAAGUACCACUGUUAGAAGAAGGACAAACUAAAGAGACUGGGAUGGUUUUAUACAACUAUCCAUUUGAUGAUGGAUAUUAUUUAUAUCCAGAAUUUAUGUUUUCUGUACCAGAAGAUCGUCCUGAAAACAACAGUACAGAUGAACCAGAUAUGUUGGUUAACAUCACACAGUCGUUCUGGUCAUACUGGAAGGAAGUUCUUGUGUUCAGUAUGUUUUUUGCUGUAUUUGUCCAUCUGUUUCUGACCAAAGUUGCAGUCAAACAAGGCUUGAUUGUUAUUAAGAAACCAAACUGUUUGGAAGAUGUAAACGGCAACAGCAAAGAUGUUGUAGAAAAGAAAACAGAAGAAUUUGUAUCAAGAUAUACCUCAGAUUUUGACCAUGUACAAGUCCUGGGUAAAGGAGGGUUUGGUAUUGUUUUUGAGUCAAGAAACAAAGUGGAUGACUGUGAUUAUGCUGUAAAAAGAAUUACCCUGCACAGUGAAGGAUCAAAAGAAAAAGUGAUGAGAGAAGUCAAGGCCUUGGCCAAAUUAGAACACAGUGGUAUAGUCAGGUAUUUCAAUGCUUGGCUAGAGUCACCUCCCCCUGGAUGGCAGGAAGACCAAGAUAAGCAGUUUGAAGACAGUGAAUGUUUAACAUCACCAACUCCAUGUAACUCUGUAACACAGAUAGGAACUGGAUCCUUGUCCAUCAAAAUGCCACCAUCCCCAGCCUUUGACAUACUGAAUCCAUUUGGAGGACAAAAGGAUAUAGAUACAGUGUUUGCAAAGUCUAAAAAAGCUGGCGGUAGUCAAGAAUUUAGUGUUCACACAGAUAGUAUCUCUUUUUCUAGAGAAGGAAGUGUACGCCAAGAGAGUAUGUUGGAAGGUUUCGAUGAAACUUGGAAUGAAGAUUCUCUCGAUGUUCAGUUUAAAUUGGAUGAAAGUGAUGACAGUGGAAGCUGUUCUAAUAACAUUCCGUUUUCAAAUGCCAACAAAAAAAGAAAUGAUAAUAGCAAUUCUUUCAGUGUUGUGUUUGAAGACUCAGGUUGUGCAGAAAAGAGUAGUAAAAGUGACAGUGGGGAAAUUAUAUUCAGUAAUGACUUCACAGAAAGUAACAAAAUCUUGUUUGAAAAUAAUGACUUUCAUAUUGACAUAUCAAAAUCUGGAUCAACGUUGCCAAAAGUAUCAAAUUCCAGUAAAAAGCAUUCCACAAGGGACCAAAAUACCACUUCAGGUUACAAGAUGAAAGUACCGACUCCAAAGUUGUAUCUAUUUAUACAAAUGCAGCUGUGUCGCAGAGAGACAUUGAAGGACUGGUUAAUAUCAAAUAACAGCGAAAGAGACAAUAGUGUUGUGUUAGAUAUAUUUGAUCAAAUUAUGGGUGCAGUAGAAUAUGUUCAUAAUCAGGGGCUCAUGCACAGGGAUCUAAAGCCAUCCAAUAUAUUUUUCUCUGUGGAUGGUGUUAUCAAAAUUGGUGACUUUGGUUUGGUGACAGCUUUAGAAGAUCAAGAGCUAGAAUUAUACUUAGGUGAAGACUCUCCAUACAAAAGACAUACAGCUCAAGUUGGAACUCAAAUGUACAUGAGUCCAGAACAGAUAAAUGGAAAGACUUAUGGUCACAAAGUUGAUAUAUUUUCACUGGGAAUGAUUCUGUUUGAGUUAUUUUACUGUUUUUCCACACAAAUGGAGAGAGUGAAAAUUUUAUUGGAUGUAAAAAGACAAAGAUUUUCUGAUUCUUUCAAGAUGGAGUAUCCCCUUGAGACAAUGUACAUAUCAUGGCUGCUGUCACCAAACCCAGUUGAAAGACCUUCAGCUACAGAGAUUCUAAACAGUGACCUGCUGAAGGAUUUCUCAUCUCGUCACACCACAUCACGUAAUCGUCUUCGCACAACAUCAUCAAGUAGCUCAGGAUCAAUUAACGAGUCAGUAUCACAAUGAUAGAAAGGAGUGUAGUGACAGGUGUCCUAGUCCCAUAGGUACUUAAGUGAUCUAAUGGGAGAUAACUCUUCACUUUAUAGCACUGUUUUUGUCUACUGCUUAUAUUAACUUGCUCAGAAUUAGUUAAUGUAUUUGAGAGCAACCUUGCAUUUAAUACAAGUUUGGUAUAUAAGUGAAUGAAUUGGCAUCACAAUGAAAAUUAGCACAUACACCACAACUUAUUGGAGAAAAGGUCAAGAAUCUAUAUAUAAAUUUACUUUGAAAAUAUUGUUCUCUUUGGUGCUGCUAUAUUAUUUUUCCAUUGUACAUGUAUCAACAGACCCUUCAAAUGCUUUAUGCCAUUGGCUUUUUUUUCUUGGCAUGAACAUCUUUUAAAACUCUUUAGAAGUUAUGGAAAAAUGUGGCAUUGCUUUUUAGGAAAUGCAAGGUUCAAUUUAUUAGAUAGAAACUUUUGAAAGACUAAGCAUAAUAUCUCAUGAAGUUAAAAAACAAAUGUCUCGUGCAUUGGUGUUUAAUUUUGUAAUUUUUGUAAAUAAUAAGAUACUAAGAAAUGAAUGUAUAAGGUGUUAGAAGGUGUUUCAGAAGGUAGAAAACCUGGAUGCUUCAUACUUUGUUUGCAGAUACCUUAUGUUACAAAGUUUCUGUCCGUGUAAAAUGAAACUUGAAGUAGAUAGCAAGUGAAUUUAAAUGAAUUACAAAAAGGGUUCAAGUUGCAUUAUAUUUUUGAAGAAUAUGACAAGUUGCAUGGUCUUUUGAUAUGUAAUACGUUUGUAAUAUAUACUGGCCGAAGAUUGGUUGUUUACUUUGUGUACCUUUUCUUUCGCCAAUAAAACUGACAGCAAUGGAAAAAUACAAUAUAAAAAAUGGACUUAAAUUUAACAACUCGAUAAUGGAAAAUGCGCAACCUCAAUAGGAUUGCAAACUUUCUGUUAAAUUUCAAAUAUACGAGUUGAAACAAAAAUUGUUACCAUUUUUCUUAAAUUUUUGUCCAUAAUGACAGAAUUGUUAUUGCUGCAUAAAAAGUAUUGUAAAUGUUAUUGAACAAUAAAGUAUAGUACAAUGUAAAUCAUUUUUGGAUGCUAUUUUUCUAGUUAUUCUUAUCUUUUUUUGUGAAUGAAUAUUGUGUAUGUGUAAGUGCUUUUUGUAGAUGGUGAUGGACGUAGUGAAGCCAAAGUUACCAAUAAUUUUACUGUUAUUUCUAUUGUUCUAUUUUUACAAUGUAUUUGUAAACAUGUAUAUUUUUGUUAAGUUUUUCACUUGUUUUGUUUUUAAAUGGUUGACACUACUAAUUGACAUUAUAAAUGGGUCUACUAUAAAUGAGAUAUAAUAAAAGAAGAAAGUUUUAA